AGUACUGCGGUUGCCUUGGAUGCCUGUUGGCCGGCAAGUGGAUCGAGUGGCUCAGCCCACGGUGAAGAAAAGGAGGAAGUCGACACAUGAAGAGCGGGAUGUGAUGGAGGAGCUCAUUGGUCGUAAACUAAUGAUGAGGAGGGGCAACGGACUCCACAACGGGUUCAUACGAGGGGUAGUGAUCUAUGAAAGGGAGCGUCUACUAGAUGUCAUAUGGGAUGACGGUGAUAUCGAGUUUAUGCCUGACUACAUAGCGAGGGGAAACCUCCUACCCGGGUCCCCCUCUGAGGGUAGCCCAGCUGCUGAUACAGAGGGACAGCCGACUACUGCGGGGGGCAAGAGUACUCGGACGACCUCGACUGGCGUCAACAAGAUACAGGUGGAGUCCAAGCACGAAAGCGUUGAUCUAGCGCCAAAACAUUCUAGUGCGCGAUCUGGGGAUGGGACAGCAUCAUCUACUCUUCAACCGAGCACAACGAGUAAGUCGGCAGGGACGGGAGGGAGGAUGGUCGUCGUCAAGACUCGGCAUAAGGGUCGGAAGGCUACGGCAGCAUCCGAGUGCCUCCUGCCUGAGCUCUACAUCACUCGUGAGACCAGGGAGCUCACUAACGGACCGCCACACAUUCACGAGGGACAACGGUCAUGGCUAUCGGAUGACGAGGAUACAAUCCUUGCCCUAAGACGAAUAGUUCAGGACAGUUCACUGGACCAUCCAGAGCUUUGGUCAGCAGUUCUUAGAGGGUUACUGCGGUUGGCCCUAGCCUCCCACGAAAUGACCUAUGAGGAAUACUCCUGCAUCCGAAGGCUACAGGAUAUCAUGAGCAUGUCACCGACCGAGGAGCUCCUUAAUACUUCAACUGAGUUAUUGACAUCAGUACAAUACUUAUGCACUAUCGCCAUCGAUGUUGCAGCACUGACAAGUGCUAGUGUGAAGUUCUCGUUAUAUGAUGAGCUAGGCUAUGGUGACUACCUCUUGGAUGGGCUGCCGAGGGAUGGCGACAAGGGUGCUACUCUGUGGUUUGAUGGCCCACAAGGGUUCACUACGCAAGAGGUCUGCCGAGCAUUUGAACAGAAGUUGGGGGCUGACCAUGAGGAGGAUGAUGAUGCUGUGCUCUCUCCGACCAGCAGGCCUGGAGGCCCGGACUUAAUCCUAGGGAGAGUGUUGGAGGGUCUGCCAGUGGAUGAGACCUUCAAGCCACUACCUACCCUUAGCAGUAGCCCAACUAAGCUUGAGGACCCUUCUGGGCCGUCACAGUACACCUUAGUGGUUGACUCCUGCCAAGAUGCUACCCUUCGACGAUACAUUCGGAGGAGCCAUGACUUCAUGCCAUCCAUCGAAGGGCACACCAUCGAGCAUUCCAUAGGGGAGCUACAGAAGUUCGUGAAGCGGAAGACGGCGCCACGGCGCUACACGGAUACUGGGCCGUCAGUCGACCCGGAGGCCUAUCUAAGGGAUAUUGCCAUCACCAAUGGGGGGAUCGUCAAUAUCAGCAGUGUUACGGCUGGUUGUACGUCGAGACCCCAGGCGGUCCUAUUCAAAGCUCUGUGUGACGCUAAUGGGAUAGCCUGUCGCCUGAUCCGACAAGAUGGUGGUCUGUACUACAAUAGUAUUCUUAUACGGGAUCGCUCAUACUAUAGCGAUGCACUAUCUGAUGAUGGCGACGACCAAGACUCGGAGGAUGGUGUAUCCCAGGAUGGUCAAUCCUUGAUUGUGAAUGAUGAUGAUGACGACGAGGAAGAUGAGGACGAUUCGGAUUUCGAAGGGAGUAGCAGCUCUGAUAAGAGUCAGGCUGACGGUGACGAGAGUGCUACACAUAAAGUCCUAGAAACUGUCCUUCCCAUUUUCUGGGAUCCCAGUGUUGGAGAUACACCGUCAUCGACACCGAGCUCACCAGAAACCUCUCCAGACAUCUUGGAGGGGGUACGAGAUGCCUGUCAGCACCCAUUGGAUAGGCUCAUCAUAGAAGCUGGCAAGGCCACAUCAAAGCGGUCAAUCGAUCUUGAUAAGCACUUCGAGUUCAUCACAAGGAUCGGCAGAGGCUCAUUCGGCGAGGUGUGGCGUGUCAAGCUGAUCCCUAAUCCUGAGGACUAUAGUGAGUGUGGAGCACUGUUGGCCCAUCCUAGUAGUAGCGGUGAAUACGCUUUGAAGAUGGUCCCAGAGGCCCAUAUAGAUGAGGAGGAAGGGGAGCUCAUGCGCACAUACUGUUCCGCUGGGCAUCCCUGCAUCACGGAGGUCCUCGCAAUAUUCUAUGCUCAUCAAAGGCUCCCAUCGCGGCGGAAAGGAAGCCAUCAUAUUGAGCGCUCUUGGUGUUGUCUUAUGACCGUUGAGGAUACCAGUCUUGAGGUCCUACUUGACUCGAGGGACAAAUACGUGCGGCGACGCCUUGCAGCAUCACCGGCCGAGAUAUGCCCCAACGAAGAAGCAUCCUUUGACGAUGUGCCUGUCCUAUUGGACCUGCGAUUCACAUUCCGUCUCCUUAUCGACACUGCCUUUGCUAUGAUGUUCCUCCAUACUACCACCAAUAACAGGACCUACGUCCUUCAUCGAGACCUCAAGCCUGCCAAUAUACUCCUAACCAAACUCAACGCCAAUGAGAGUAUUUUAUACAGAGCUCGUCUCACUGACUUUGGAGUGGCCCGGGCCAACCCUGGACAAGAUACCAACAUGACCAUCGGUCUCGGCACAGAAGGUUACAUAGCUCCCGAACAGCACAGCAUUGAGUAUGAUAGGCCCGCGGACGUGUGGAGCUUCGGCGUUACUGUGGCGAGGAUAUGCGGAUUGGAUUCGUGGAAGGACGUGGCCGCCGUCUCGACGCGCCCCACAACUACUAAUCAACAGCAUAACCCGAGCAGACUAGCUGAACCAGUUGUGAAGUUCCCUCCAACCGCUGACUCCUUCUUGAAGAAGGGGGCAUCAGGGAGCGACAUAACGCACCUCAUUGAGGAGUAG
Perkinsus marinus ATCC 50983 is the source of this 2950-nucleotide messenger RNA. Its product is annotated as serine-threonine protein kinase, putative. NCBI's taxonomy places the organism in Eukaryota, Perkinsozoa, Perkinsida, Perkinsidae. Gene Ontology annotation, biological process: protein phosphorylation. The transcript has 20 exons. Bases 20 to 2950 code for a protein of 976 amino acids. The record is from RefSeq and is a predicted model, not a curated record. Gene Ontology annotation, molecular function: ATP binding; JUN kinase kinase kinase activity.